CCACCACCACCACCACCACCACCACUUCCUACUACUGCUGCCACCACACCUUGCAAACACCACCAAAACCACACUCCACGAUCAUCACCGUCACGCCUUGCCUUGCUUGAGGACGUCACCACCCUUUCAUCGACUCCUCGGGUAGGGCGAGCACAGAGUCUCAGGACCAUCUCCCUUGUUUGGGUGGGUUUUCGACCAAGGCAGGACCAGCUUCAGACCCCGACCCCCGACCACCCUUGGCCUGUUCCUCGACUAUCGACCUUCGACCUCUCCUCCCCAGUCCUCCCCCCCUCGGCUUUCCCGACCAUCAUCGCUCAUUUAGUAUUCUGUUCUCUUUCCUUCCGAGAUGCCAUCGUUCCUCAAUGACCAAAACUCGCCAAUCCACUUCCAGAACGCCGGAGUCGUCCAUCUGAACGGCCCCAGCCACUACCACGAGGCCAUCUCCAGCAUUGACAUCAAGGUCAAUGGACACGUCCCGCACUCGGCCAACUCUUCGCACGUCUCAAAUGAUAGUUUUGACGGCAGCUCCUCCCACUCAACACACAUCUCCGAGUCGUCGGACGCCACCCACAUGAACGGCAACGACACCCGGACCUCGACUAUGAGCACAACCAAUGGCCACAAUGGAGCCAUUGACGGGGAGGACUGCCACUGGCCGUCAACGAAUGGCUUCGCCCACGCCGCCGGGCCCCAGAAGCCGCCCGUGUCCAGCCCUGCCCCCAUCACAGUCUCUCCGCCAGACCGAGCCGCUCCACCCCGACCACAGCUGCCCAACGGCACAGCUGAUCGCACCUCGUACCACAGCUACGCGGAGCCGCCCUCGAUAAGGACAUCAGUGGCCUCUGCGACCACCACCUCCGCCCAGCCCUCCCCGGCGGGCAUGACGAUGCACCAAGGCCAGAGGGGGGAUGCACACGGCGCCGCCGGCAGCUUCAAUGGCCCCAACAGCGACAUGGGCUCCCGCAUCCGAUCCCCGAGCCCGGCAAACCAGAGGUCCAGCCUGGAUCCCAACCCUCCACCCCCCCAGCGCUUCUCUUCUCCCGCCCAGAUGUCGGGUAACACAAGUCUCAACUCAUCCACGCCCAAUCUCCACCCAGCAAACCCAGGGCUGAAACAUCGUCACACUCUAGAGGUCCCCAGGCCCGGCCAGCCCCGCGGGUCGCGUGACGGCCAAGACACUGCAGUCACCAGCGGUCGCUUCUCGCCUACCAAUGCCGCCCCCAGCGGUGCCAGGAGAGCCUCCAUCAACCUCGUCAGGCGCAACACCCGUUCAUUGCACAGCGACUUCCCCCGCGACGAGGCCUUCCCCGACGAGGACGCGAUGCGCUGGGCAGAGGCAUACCGGCAGAAGAGGGCCAGCAAGAAGAAGAAGAAGGAAGAGGAGGAUGACGACCGCGUCCUGGUCGGCACCAAGGUCGACGAGAAGCAUGCCAACUGGGUCACGGCCUACAACAUGCUGACGGGCAUCCGAGUUGCCGUUUCCCGCACAAAUGCCAAGCUGGAUCGCCCGUUGACAGACGCGGAUUUUGAGGCUAAGUCCAAAACAACAUUCGAUAUCACCGGAAAUGAGCUUGUGCCCUCCGCAAAGUACGACUUCAAGUUUAAGGACUACGCGCCUUGGGUUUUCCGACACCUGCGCCAGCUGUUCCACCUGGACCCGGCCGACUACCUCAUGUCCCUGACAGGAAAAUACAUCCUCUCGGAGCUUGGGUCACCCGGAAAGAGCGGCAGCUUCUUCUACUUCUCCAGGGACUACAGGUUCAUCAUCAAGACGAUCCACCAUGGCGAGCACAAGUUUCUUCGUAGGAUUUUGAAGGAAUACUACCAGCAUGUGACCGAAAACCCGAACACGUUGCUCUCCCAGUUUUACGGCCUGCAUCGGGUCAAGACGCCCUGGGGCAGGAAGAUCCACUUUGUCGUCAUGAACAACCUGUUCCCGCCACACCGGGACAUACACACCACCUUUGACCUGAAAGGAUCUACUAUUGGGAGAGACUACAAGGAGGAGGACCUGGAGAAGAACCCCCGCGCGACGCUCAAGGACCUGAACUGGCUGAGGCGGCAGAGGCACCUGGAACUCGGCAUCCAGAAGAAGCGGCUCUUCAUGGAGCAGCUGCAGAAGGAUGUCAAGCUGAUGCAGAAGCUUCACAUAAUGGAUUACUCCCUCCUGAUUGGCGUGCACGACACCCGCAAGGGUAACGAGGAGAACCUGCGGGCUCAAAACCUCCAGGUCUUCAGCCCUGGCGGCGCCCAGGGCUCCGAGGACCCCAAUCAGGUGCUGAUGCGCACGCCCUCCAAGCUCGAGAACCAGCGCCGUGCUGCCCAGAUGCGGCAGCUGAUCAAGUCUGAACGGCCGGUGCCCAUGGGACAGAGCAUGUCUGGCAUGCCCGACGUCCUGGAGGACUCUGUCGCCAAUUCCAAGUCUGACUCGCUGUUCUACUCGGACGACGGCGGCAUGCGCGCCACCCACGAAGACAACACGCCCGGCGAAGAGAUCUAUUACCUGGGAGUGAUCGAUUGCUUGACACAUUAUGGCGUCAUCAAAAAAAUCGAACACUUCUGGAAAGGACUCUCCAGCGACCGUACGCAGAUUUCAGCCUUGCCACCAGAGCAGUAUGGUGAUCGAUUCCUCAACUUCAUGACCGGCAUCACCAUGUCUCCCGAGGAGGCACAGCGGGAGGCCGAGGAGAGACAGAAUGCCGAGGCCGUGGCAGCCGCCGAGAAGUCAAAACAGCGUGUGCCAAGCUGGAACAGUGCAGGCCGCAAGUCAAGUAGUAACAACAUCCCAGCCGCCCCAACCCACGAGCCUCCCCCGCCACCGGGGCGCGGCUCCGGGGCCAUCUCGCCUCAGGCGGAGGAGACAAUUCGGAGAGCUGAACAUGUCGCGUCCAAGGCGGAGAAGCACGGCCAUUCCGAGCAGGGAGUCCCGGAGCGGGUCAUCAAGACGACUGGCACGACCAGCGGCGGCAUCUUCCCCUCCAUAGCGGCCGCUACUGCUCCCUCAAUGAUGGGCACCAGCAACCCCAUCUCAAACAACCAUGACACAGCAAACCAGGCAAUCUUGCCCAUUGUGGAGGAGCCUAGCGAGGGUUCCACCAACGGCGAGCAUGACCACAGCGCAAACAGAUCAGGCAACGGGAUGGCCAGCCCGAACGGCCGACCAGUGACGCCUUCCGGAUCGGGCAACCCGGCGGUUUCGAACAUGCGUGAGCCGUCCAGGGCGCCCCCAACCCCGCCCAAGACGAGUGGCAGCAUGGCAGGCAAUGGCAACGGCAGCGCAUUUGGCCACGGGAAGCGACUCACCAAGCCGGAGAGCGCCGACAGCGGGAUCGGCGUGCACGAGAUGAUGGGCCGGGCGAGAAGCGGGAGCCAAGUAUCAAAGUUCUCCGAGAAGGGCGGCGUCAAGGGGCAGAUGAGCCGGGACAGCUUGGAUAAGGCCCUGCCCCCGCUGCCUGCCGUCAACGGGCCGGCGUAAAUGAAAACCCCGGCAAAGGAUAAGAGCCAGCCAGACAGAGAUGGAGACAACGAGGGUCUGGUUUCACAUGGCCACAAGAGACAAAGACAAAGUGGCAACGGCCAAGGCAGGGGGCGAUAAUGAGGAAGAGACAUCCGAGGCAGCAGGACCCCUUCUCCCCAUCUUGGGGAAAGGUGCUGAUUUUUGUUUAUUCGCGCAAAGAACGAUAUGAUACCACUACACAGCAUCGAAAGCAUCGAAUCAAACCUUUCUUGUCAAUACUCUUUUUUUCUUGAGCUUUCCCACUCCUGACUCUCGACCACACGACCACCCGCUUAUCUCUCGUCUUCUUUCUAUCGCUUCAUUUCUUCCUCCACCUUUUUUUCUUCUUUUUUUUUUGGUUUGGCUUCCGACUGACACGCCCACCCCAGUCGAACCGAUCCAGCUUAUUUACACUUUUUUCCCUUUCCUUUGUUCCUGCGUUCAUUUGGCCAGGUCGAAUUUAAACGGUGUUUGCUGUUUCUGUACCGGAGUUUCUUGUGUGACGGGUUUAGAUGGGAAGAGAAGGCGGAGAGACAAGAAAGUUUGGGGGUGUUUCUUCUCCCUUCUGGGGUGGAAGCGAGUAGGGUAGUAAAGGUGGACAGGUACCCCUCUCCCGCGACGAAUGGAUAUAAAACAACAAACCUCAGCAACACCAACAACACCAGCAGCCAAAAAAUCUCAAAAUGAAGACUAAAUCGGGACUUUUCUCCUUUUGCCCUUCCCUCACCCUUUCUCACUCUUUUUUUUUUUUGGGGGGGGGGGGAUUUUACACAAUUGUCAUGAAAACACGCCGGAAGAGAAAAGCAAAAUACAGGAUGGGCUUGAUCCCCUGUUCCUCACCGCCGCCUCUCCCCGAGGUCAUGGAGAUGAGUUGACUGAAGGGACUAGGGGGAAGUUUUUGGAUGACUUAUUGCAUGCUGGGGGCAUUGUAUAUAGCUUCAAUGAUACCUCAUAGACUAACAUUGGAUGAACAUCGGAACUGGAGCUCUGUCUCUUGUCUAUGCUGCUGCUGCCUAUUGAGAAACAUUGGCCUGGUCGUCCGGAAGCGUGUUUUGUGCCCACGACUCGGCGGCGGAUCCGGUGGUCUUCAGGUCGGUCUCCUUGCAGCCUCUGUCCUUUUGCCUUGUACGACUACUCGUUUGCACUUGACGUGAAGGGAGUCAGUGGUAUUGGUUGGAGUUGAAUGGUUUCCUGGUAUUAAACAAACAGUUUGAUCUCCCGCCCCUAAACGCCCGCCACGGCCACUCGUAAAAGAGUGCGACUUGUAAUCCCCCUUGGGUGUCCCAAGUGAUAUAUGCCUUGGUGUGUUUGCCCAUCUUCUUUCUCUUUAUACAGUGUGGUAUGUACACGCAGCUUGCGAGGCUGGGAUUUUCCUUUUAUGAGCCGGCGGGCCCGGUCUGUAUCUGGACGCUCUGGGCGCCCUCGGCCUGCAGCUGGGCCAACCUCUGCUUCUUGUUGUGUUCUGCGACCCGCCACUUCUUGAAGUAGGUCACCUGCAGGAAAGCCAAACGGCCACCCCCCGCGCGGUCAGUCCCAAGCCCACGUUGUUGAAGGGUAUAUUGAUGAAGGCUGAAGGCUGAAGGCUGAAGGCUGGUUGCUUACCCACUCGGUGGCGCAGUCCCUCUCGAAGGCGGCCGACUGGCCGCCGCACUGCGCAGCUGCGGCCUUGUCGUCCUUGAUGGCGUCGAGGAUGCUGUUGCGGUCGAGGCAUGCGAAGUAGGCGUCGCGGCUCUCCCAGCACUUCCUGCGCUCCGUGCGGGUCGGGGCGACGGCGCCGCUGCGGACCUCGUCGGCGCGCUUGUCUGUGGGUGACUUCCAGAAGUCUGUGAGGCCCAUUUUCCUUUUGUUCUGCAGGGGGGUGGGGGUAGAUUGGCCCUGUACGGGUUGGUGUUGAAUGGACGGAUGGAUGGAUGAUGCACUCACGCACUCACUCACUCACUCACACGAGAGCUUCGCGGCGCCGUGGCAGAAUUAUUUGGGCGGUCAGGCCUCGCCUAGGGGUGCAGGCCAGGGGCCUGGGCAGUGUACGUCAGUGCCGGGAGCUUGGUGCACUGCCGUGGUGUUCCGGGUUGCCGGGGUAGAGCUGCAGGCAGGGUUCGGCUACCUGUCCCUAGCGGACGGGAAACCACCUGGGCAGCAAGGGACAGGAGUCAUUGCGACGACCACACUCACACACCCCUAGCCUAGGUACCGAAUACCCUAUCAUCCAGCCGCCCCAACCUGCUUCCCUUACCGCUUCUGAGAAAGAGCUUCAAGAUCUCGACCCUUGUUGCCAACACCAACACGCGACCACCCGCCAUCCUGCGACAACCGAUAGGCAUAUAGCUGCCCACGAGACUCGACGAACGCCCCCUCCGGCGCACCACUCCCUUCCUCCUCCUCCUCCUCCUCCUCC
Diaporthe batatas is the source of this 5891-nucleotide messenger RNA. Its product is annotated as 1-phosphatidylinositol-4-phosphate 5-kinase. Gene Ontology annotation, molecular function: phosphatidylinositol kinase activity. The record is from RefSeq and is a predicted model, not a curated record. Gene Ontology annotation, biological process: phosphatidylinositol metabolic process. The transcript is spliced from 3 exons. Lineage: Eukaryota; Fungi; Ascomycota; Sordariomycetes; Diaporthales; Diaporthaceae. The coding region runs from base 347 to 3475 and encodes 1042 amino acids.